GAAUGAUGGGAUUGGAUUGGUGAUUGGGUUGGUGACUUGUGAAUGGUGUAAUAGAAAGAAAGAAAAUAAAGGUACUAGUCUAAAAGGAUAAAGGUUCAAGCCUCCACCACAAACGCAGUCAUGUUAACAGCAGCAACAGCAGCAGCAAUCCAAGUUCCACUGCUACAAUCAUCAGUAUAUCAUCAUCAUCAUCAUCAUCAUCACCAUGGGUCUUCUAAAGUUGCCCUUACAUAUAUUACCACUAGAAGAAGAAGAAGGGAACUGAUUUCACUGCGCCUCACCACCACGUCGACAUCACGUCGUAACCGCGACUAUCUACUACCACUAGUCACUGCAGCUUCCAAAUCCCCAAAUUCAAAUUCAACUUCAAAUGCAGAUGAUGAGGAUGAUUUGUACUUUUUGCUGAAGCUCGGGGCUGGGUCUUUCGCAGGCGCAGCUGUAAUAAAGUACGGCAGCAUUCUUGUGCCAGAGAUCACAAGGCCAAACAUCACACUAGCUCUCAUUAUGAUAUCCGCACCUGUUUUAGUAUCCAUUCUUAUUUUGAUCAAGCAAAGUCGCGUUGAACAACAAUAAAUAAACACGAGUUUCACUUCU
This is a messenger RNA of Erigeron canadensis, 594 nucleotides long. RefSeq lists its product as uncharacterized. The transcript has 2 exons. Bases 121 to 573 code for a protein of 150 amino acids. Gene Ontology annotation, cellular component: chloroplast. Lineage: Eukaryota; Viridiplantae; Streptophyta; Magnoliopsida; Asterales; Asteraceae. The record is from RefSeq and is a predicted model, not a curated record.